Molecule: messenger RNA, 495 nt
Organism: Lactuca virosa
Lineage: Eukaryota; Viridiplantae; Streptophyta; Magnoliopsida; Asterales; Asteraceae
Source: the annotation of a GenBank genome assembly
AUGGUUGUAUUGUUUGUAGACAAUAGGGAUGGGACAUACACUGGCUUCUACAUGGCAAUGAAUGUUGGAACUUACAAGAUAUGUGUUUCAUUUGAUGGAAUGAGUAUCUCCCCAUGUCCCUUUGAGGUGGCUACUUACGACAGGGAGUACUUUCCUAUAGCUUAUGGCCUUGAUGUCUCUGUUUGGGAGGAUGAAUCCAUUGUUUUUAAUGCUCUAGUAAAUGAUUACUUUGUUGGUGGAAAGGCAAAAGUCGUUGAAUAUGAAAGUUUGCAGAGCUACCAGUUACCAAAACAUAAACAUCAAAACAGGUCACUGUUAGCUGGAACAUUAUUAGCAGUCAGCCCUGUCUCAGCUGUGAUGGCUCCCAUGGGAGCUGCACAGAAUGCAGCAAAGGAACUUCUUGAUUCUAUUCUAGAUGCUAUUGUUCGGAUAUUUGAUAACCAUGUGGUUGUUGGAGAGCUUCUUGAGUCAAAAUGUUCUCAAAAGCACCAAUGA